Spodoptera littoralis (African cotton leafworm) is the source of this 1551-nucleotide messenger RNA. NCBI's taxonomy places the organism in Eukaryota, Metazoa, Arthropoda, Insecta, Lepidoptera, Noctuidae. The record is from the annotation of a GenBank genome assembly.
AUGCACGUUCUAGCUCUGUUGUUAUUGAAUCUCCUGGUUGGUUCCGACGGCUGGACGGAUACCAGGAGGAGAACGUUCCCUCAGAACUUUCUCUUUGGAGCAGCAUCUUCAGCGUAUCAAGUGGAGGGGGCUUGGAACGAAGACGGCAAAGGUGAAAGCAUAUGGGACAGAUUUUCCCAUGAACACCCAGAGAAGAUAGCUGAUGGUAGAAAUGGAGAUGUGGCGAGUGACUCCUAUCAUCUGUGGAGAAGAGACGUGGAGAUGUUACGAGAGCUGGGCGUGGACUUCUAUCGGUUCUCCAUAUCGUGGCCCAGGGUUUUACCUACAGGAUUUCCAAGCAGUAUCAACGAGGCUGGCUUUAAAUACUAUGACAACUUAAUAGACGAACUCCUCAAAUAUGACAUCCAACCAAUGGUCACCCUCUACCACUUCGACUUGACCCAAGAGUUAGAAGACUUGGGAGGUUGGACAAAUCCACUAUCAGUCUCUUGGUUUGAAGAUUAUGCGAAAAUAGUCUUUAAAAGAUAUGCGGAGAAGGUGAAGUUUUGGAUAACUAUAAACCAACCGAAUACUAUUUGCAUGGAAGGUUAUGGCAGUGACCUCAUGGCUCCAGGGGUGAAUGUUAAAGACGUUGGGGCUUAUGAGUGCGUGAAGAAUGUUCUGUUAGCUCAUGCGAAAGCUUACAGGCUUUAUGAGAAGGAGUUCAAGAAGGAACACGAAGGUAACGUUGGCAUUGGAGUGGCAGUCAACUGGUUCGAGUCCUUGGAUCAUAAUAACACAGUCAAUAAGGAAGCUGCUGACAGAGCAAGGGCGUUUGAGUUCGGCAUAUACCUCCACCCAAUAUUUUCUAAGGAGGGUGACUUCCCUCCUAUCAUCAGAACGAUAGUGGACAAGAAGAGCCAAGAGCAAGGGUUCAAGACCUCCAGACUACCAAAGCUGUCUUAUGAAGAAAUUAAGUUGCUUAGAGGUUCAGCAGAUUAUCUAGGCAUGAACCACUACACCACAUUCCUGGUGCAACAUAGCGAGGAGAAGUUCGAAAGCCCUUCAGUGGAAGAUGAUCGCAACACUAUAUACACACAGGGUCCUGAAUGGACUUCUGGUAAAUCAUCCUGGCUGAAGAGCGCACCCUACGGCCUCUACAAAGCUUGUGUUCACCUCAACCUGAACUACGACUACCCACCAAUUAUCAUCACGGAACAUGGUUGGUCUACCGACAAGGGUCUUGGAGACCAGUCUAGGGUGAACAAUAUAAGGGCCUAUUUAGGAGCCCUACUUCUGGCCAUGGAAGAUGGGACACAAGUCAAAGGGUAUACGGUGUGGAGUCUUCUGGACAAUGUCGAGUGGACCGCUGGUACCAGUGAACGUUUUGGCCUCUACGAAGUGGAUUUCGAAUCAGAAACUAAAGAGAGAACAGCUCGUCUCUCAGCUCUAGUCUACAAGCAUAUCAUAGAGUCAAGAGUCGUGGAAGAUGGAUGGAGCCCAAGCAGUUUGAAGAUAGAAAUAACUAAGAAGAAAGAUGAAAAGAAUAAUAAUUACAAAGGAGAAUUAUGA